AUGCAGCUCCAACGACGCCCACGCGCAUCUCUCACGCCCCAGCAGCUUCGUGAGUGGUACGCUCAGAGUGGAGGGUCUCUCAGUUCUGUUCGCUGGUCUUACGUGAUUCGCACUAAUGCUUGGACUGGUCAGCCUUGUGGGACGCCUAGUCACACACCGUCCCACUGCUUUGCCCGUCUGAGCGACGCCUGGCGUACCGAGUUUGGCGACGAGGCUCAGCUCCCUGACUGGGUGGAGUUGCUUAGGCAGAGGGUAGAUAUAUUUGCUCUUGACUAUGAUGCUAUUCUCACUGCCAUGUAUGCAUUGCCUACUAGUGCUGACCGUGCCAGUCACCUGUGCGUACCGCCUGACCCGGGUAUAGAUCCUGCUGCUCUAGCUGCUGGUGCGGCUGCUGCUCUGGGUGCUAGUGUGUCUCCCGCUCCAGGUACAGGUGCGGCUGCUGCUCUAGGUGCUAGUGAGUCUGCUUCCUCAGCUGCGGGUGAGUCUGCUCUCUCAGGUACCGCGUCGGCUCCGGCCUCUCACACCUUCACCCUUGACUCGGGGGCUUCCCGCUCCUUCUUUCGAGACUGCACCACACUCACGCCGCUUGGUCGGCCAGUUGCAGUCUCUCUGGCAGACCCCUCUAGGGGCCCUGUCCUUGCUCACUUCUCCACUGUCCUCCCGUGUCCGGUGGCCCCUUCUGGCACCCUGUCUGGUCUUUACCUCCCCUCGUUCUCUACGAACUUGGUGAGUGGUGCUGACCUGCAGGAUGCGGGGGUUCACCAGUUCACUCCUGCGAGUCAGCGGGUGACCCACUGCACAGAUGCUCGGACAGGCCGACACCUGGCCACGUUUACUCGUCGGCCGGGGUCGAGCGUGUACACACUGACCACUGCGUCUCCUCCAGUUGUUGAGCCUGGUAGGGUAGCUGCAUCGGUGUUUGCUGCAGCGUCCAGGUCUGGUCCUGAGUCUGCCCCCUGUUUGUGUCGUCUCCUGUCUCACGAGACUCUCCUCUGGCACCACCGCCUUGGUCACCCCUCUCUGCUUCGGCUCAGAGGCAUGGCCUCUCGUCUUCUUAUUUCUGGUCUCCCCCGGUCCCUCCCUCCCCUUCCUCAGGGCCCUGGCCCUACCUGUGUCCCCUGUGUCGAGGGGCGCCAGCGUGCUGCCCCUCACUCCUCCCAGUUUCCUCCGACAGAGGCCCCGUUGCAGACGCUUCACAUGGACGUGUGGGGCCCAGCCCGCGUCCGUGGACAGGGUCACGAGCGCUACUUCCUGCUAGUUGUUGACGACUACUCGCGUUACACCGCAGUCUUCCCCUUGCGCAGCAAGGGUGAUGUCACUGAGGUGCUGAUCGACUGGAUCCGCGCAGCUUGUCUCCAGCUCAGGCAGAGCUUUGGCUCGGACUUUCCUGUUCUGCGUCUGCACUCGGAUAGAGGCGGAGAGUUUUCCUCUGGCCUUCUGAGAGCCUACUCUCGCGCACGGGGCAUCCGUCAGACCUUCACGCUUCCGGACUCUCCGCAGCAAAAUGGGAUUGCUGAGCGCCGCAUUGGCAUGGUCAUGGACGUCGCUCGUACGUCUAUGAUGCAUGCGGCUGCCCCCCAUUUUUUGUGGCCGUUUGCAGUCAGGUACGCGGCGCAUCAGAUCAACCUUCACCCAAGGGUCUCCAGGCUGGAGACCUCCCCAGCCUUGCUGUGGACGGGGAAGGUUGGCGAUGCGUCGGCGUUCCGGGUCUGGGGAUCUCGGGCGUUUGUCCGCGACUUGUCUCCGGACAUGCUGUCCCCUCGUGCUGCUCCUUGCGUCUUCCUGGGGUUCCCCCCUGUCGCGCCUGGGUGGCAGUUCUACCACCCCACCUCUCGCCGUGUUCUGACCUCCCAGGACGUCACGUUCGACGAGUCGGUCCCCUACUACCGCCUCUUCCCCUACCGCACUCCGUCCCUCCCCCCGCCCCCGCUCUUCCUUGUAGAUGCAGUCGAGCCUGUCGAGGUCACUGGUGACUCUGGUGCUGCUGAGGGUGCUGAGCGUGGGGGUGCUGUGCCUUGGGGUGCUGAGCCUGGGGGUGCUACGCCUCGGGGUGCUUUGCCUGGGGGUGCCGGGCUUGGGGGUGCUGAGUCUGGAGGUGCUCCGCCUGGAGGUUCUCCGGGUGCUUCGUCUCGCCGGGAGCCACUCUCUCCACAGGAGCUGCGCGAGUGGUUUGCUCGGCGCUGGAGCCGUGCAGCUGGUGCUGGAGGUUCUUCGGCUACUGGGGGUGCUGAGCCUAGGGGUGCUGAGCCUGGGGGUGCUGAGCCUGGGGGUGCUACGCUUGGGGGUGAUAAGCCUGGGGGUGCUGAGCCUGGGGGUGCUGAGCUUGGGGGUGCUGAGCCUGGAGGUGCUCCGCCUGGAGGUUCUCUGGGUGCUACGUCUCGCCAAGAGCCACUCUCUCCACAGGAGCUGCGCGAGUGGUUUGCCCGGCGCUGGAGCCGUGCUGCUGGUGCUGGAGGUUCGUCGGCUACUGAGGGUGCUGCUGUCGCGGGUCCCGGAGGUGCUUGUCCUGGGAGUACUGGAGCUGCUGGGCCUGCAGGUUCGACUGGAGCUGGUGCUGCUGAGGGUGAUGGCGCUGAGACUACCACUGGCGGUCCUGCUAGGGGUGCUCCUGUUGCUGCUGGAGGUUCUGGAGCUCCUGGAGGUGCUCUUGGAGCGGGUGCUCCUACUGGAGGUGCUGCUGAGAGUGUUGGCGCUGAGACUACCGCUGGCGGUCCUGCUGGGGGUGCUCCUGGUUAUGGUGGAGGUUCUGGAGCUACUGGUGGUGCUGCUGGAGCGGGUGCUCCUGCUGAGGGUUCUGGUACUGUCCCUGCUGCUUCUGGCGUCGCCACGCGGCCUCGACCGUACUUUGUUCCACUCCUACAGCAAGUUCUUGGUCUUCCACCUUCUACUGGUCCUCCUCCUCCCUUAGAGUGUCCACAGCCUGUCCCGUCCCAGCUACAGUUGCAGCCUACCUCCCCUUUGCCUGCUCCUUCUCCCUACACUGGUCCUACUGGAGGUCUGGCUGAGCAUCGUGAGCCUGCAUCUCGCCCUGUGUCCCCUGUCCGUGCUACUCGCACUAGUGGUCGCGGUUCGCGUCAGCGUCCUCCUCCUGUCCCUGGCACGCACCGGAUGUCUCUGCGUCCGUCCACUGCUCCUUUGCGUGCCCCUUUGCCUUCUCCUCCUGAGUCCUCUCUUCCUGCUCUUGCCGACCCCAAGUCGGACUCUCUUCGUGCUGCCAGUCCUACUGUCACGCGUCUCCUUGCUACUGUUGUCACUGACCCUUCUUUCGAGUCCAGCGCUGCGUCUGCCCUAGUUGCUGAGCUCGUCGACUUUGCUGCUCACUGUCGCCUAGACUACGCUGCUAGUCUUGUCGCUGAGUCUGAGUCUGUCUGUCCUCCGUCCGUCGGGGGUGAGUGUGCUCUUGGCACGGACGUCCUUGAGGACAGGCAGGAGGAGUUCCAGUGUCUGGCAGCCGCUUCACCUCAUCUCAUGUCCGUACAGCUUACCCCAGAGGGAGACCCGGAUGCACUUGACAUCCCGACUCCGCGCUCUUACGCGGAGGCGAUAGAGGGUCCCUACUCCUCUCAGUGGCAGGCAGCUAUGGAUGCAGAGAUGGCUUCCUGGAAGUCCACAGGCACCUACGUUGACGCUGUCCCCCCUCCUGGGGCGAACAUCGUCAGUGGCAUGUGGAUCUUCAGGGUGAAGCGGCCGCCGGGUUCUCCGCCUGUCUUCAAGGCGCGUUACGUGGCUCGUGGCUUCAGUCAGCGGCAGGGAGUUGACUACUUUCAGACCUUCUCCUCCACCCCGAAGAUGACCACUCUUCGGGUACUGCUCCACGUUGUUGCUCACCGUGACUACGAGCUGAACUCUCUUAACUUCAGCACAGCUUUCUUGCACGGCAGCCUGCACGAGGAGAUCUGGCUGUGUCGCCCACUUGGCUUCACUGGGUCUUUCCCUCCUGGUACCCAGUGGAGUCUCCGGCGUCCAGUCUACGGUCUCCGCCAGGCGCCACGUGAGUGGCACGACACACUGAGGACUACGCUUGCGGCUCUUGGGUUUGCUCCUUCUAUUGCCGACCCGUCGCUGUUUCUGCGCACCGACACCUCUCUGCCGCCGUUCUACAUCCUCGUGUACGUCGACGACUUGGUCUUUGCCACAGCUGACACUGCUGGACACACCUACGUGAAGUCCGAGCUGCAGAAGAGACACACGUGCACAGACCUGGGUGAACUGCGCAGCUACCUUGGCUUGCAGAUCACCCGGGACAGAGCACGCCGCACCAUUACCCUGACUCAGUCACACAUGGUGCAGCAGGUCCUUCAGCGCUUCGGCUUCACGUACUCCUCGCCUCAGGCCACUCCUCUGCCUACUCGCCACUCGCUCUCAGCUCUGCCUUUGGAUGAGUCCGUAGAGUCGAGUGGCCCGUAUCCAGAGCUUGUUGGCUGCCUCAUGUACUUGAUGACCUGCACACGACCUGACCUUGCAUACCCUCUUAGCAUUCUUGCACGCUAUGUUGCUCCUGGGAGACACCGACGAGAGCACAUGGCUGCAGCUAAGAGGGUGUUGCGCUCUUUGUGCAGUACGUCGGGCAUGGGGCUAGUGCUUGGAGGGUGGAGACCAGUGGUCCUCAGUGGGCACGCAGACUCUUCUUGGGCUGACGACCAGGCUACGCAGCGGUCGUCACAGGGUUACACCUUCAGCCUUGGUUCCGGCUCUGUUUGGUGGCGGGCUACUCGCUCGUCUUCUGUUCUUGGCUCCAGUUGUGAGGCUGAGAUCUACGCCGGGGCCAUGGCUGCACAGGAGCUUCGCUGGCUCACCUACCUGCUGACCAACCUUGGAGAGCCGCCUCGUUCUCCUCCAGUCCUGUACGUAGACAACAAGGCCAUGCUGGCCUUAUGUCGAGAGCAGCGACUGGAGCACAGAACAAUGCACAUUGCUCUCCGCUACUUCCUUGCUCGUGAGCUACAGCAGCGUGGACAGUUGCGGAUUGCGUACGUGGCCUCUGAGGCCAACACUGCUGAUGUCUUCACCAAGACACUUGCGCCUUGUGAUCAUCAGCGCUUCUGCACUCAGCUGGGUCUUGUGCCCGUCUUGCCUCACUUGCUCUCCUCUUGA
This is a messenger RNA of Closterium sp. NIES-65, 5094 nucleotides long. Lineage: Eukaryota; Viridiplantae; Streptophyta; Zygnematophyceae; Desmidiales; Closteriaceae. The record is from the annotation of a GenBank genome assembly.